Molecule: messenger RNA, 9727 nt
Organism: Contarinia nasturtii (swede midge)
Lineage: Eukaryota; Metazoa; Arthropoda; Insecta; Diptera; Cecidomyiidae
Gene: DopEcR
Product: G-protein coupled receptor 52
Exons: 6
Coding region: 1507-2484 (325 amino acids)
Biological process (GO): G protein-coupled receptor signaling pathway
Cellular component (GO): membrane
Molecular function (GO): peptide binding; G protein-coupled receptor activity
Source: RefSeq, a predicted model, not a curated record
UGUUUUUUUUUUUGUUGAUUUUGAUAGUGCGCUGUUCCCAGGACGACCCAAUCAUUAUAUUCUGUCGUUCAGUUUGUGUGUGCUAAUUUUCUUGAUUAGAAUUUGCUGAAUAGAAUUCGGUCGCAUUCGGCUCAUCACAAUCAUUAUACAAAAUGAAUGUGAAUUGUAUAAUGCGUGACACCUACAAUAGUAUAUAUAUAGAUAUUCAAUAGAAUAAACAAUAAAAAAAAGAGCACGAAAUAAGAAAGAAGUCAAAAACGUUGAGAAACGCACCUGUGUACGCUUUCGCUACAUGCAAUCAACGUUCAUUUUGACUUAUAUUGAUGUAUUUUAGCUUAAAAAACAUCAUCAUUAUCCGAAAGAGAAAGGCUAAAAAUAAAACAAUUCCAUGCAAUCAUUUUGAAUCGGUUUUGUUGUAAUUUGGUUGAAAAUUCACGCAAAUCACGUGAAUUGUGUGCCAGGCCAAAAGGAAAACGAAUGAAUAUGCAGUUAUAAAAUAUUUAUCAGUUGUUGUUCACAUUAACGAUUGGUUAAUUUUGUUAUUUAGUUACAUUGAUUCCUAACCCUCGAUAUACGAGAAAACGUAAAACAAUUACAACAUAAUUGAUAAUCAUCGCGGCAGCGAACAGAGGCAGUGACAUAAAAUAAAAACGACACAAAUCGAAAAAAGUGGAUUCCAAAUUGAACUGAAAUCGUAAAAAUAAAUCAAAAGAAAUCUGCUACUCAUCAGCAAAAAAAAGAAGAUUAACAAACAAUCAAUCUCUCUCUAUAUAUAAUGUAAACGCGUAACGAUGCAAAAUCGAUGUGACAGGCUAUAAAAUUGCCACUACCAGAAUUCCACAACAAAAAAAGAACGACGUUAAAUGCUCCUUCACUACAUGCUGGCGAUGAACAAAUAAACCAUUUCGAUUCAGUGAAAUAGAACAAAAGAAAUGUUCAAAUGAGAGCAAAAGAGAUAGAAAACCCCAACGAACGGCGGAAAGAACAAAUAUUAAAUGUGAUGUGGAUGGUGAAACAUUAAACUGAAUUGUGUUCAUGCGACAAAACAAUAGCAAAAAUCAUACAAAAAAGUAAAGAACAAAACACAAAAGCGAAUGAACGAACAAACAAACGAAAAAAAAAAACUUUUGCAUCGUUUAAGUACACAAGCGCAAAAUCGCCCCAAAAAUAGUUGAUCUUUACGAAUAUGGAUGAACCAUUUUUGAUGAAAGAAUGAUAGAGAGAGAGAGAGAAUGCAAGAGCCGAAGUGAUUUUUAACUCGGAAUUCAAAAAUUAGCACGCUGAAUUGCUGGUGAAAGUGCACUAUCGAAACUUCUAAUCCAAAUAAGCAAACAUCAAAAUAAAUAAAAAAAAUACAGAACGCAGCAGUUAAAAAAAAAAAUAAAUCUGUCCAGGGCUAGCAAUAAAUGUACAGUUUAGAAAAAUGUGCUGUUGAAUGUGAUGUAAUAUGCAAUAUUUAUGAAUCGCAACAAUUAACUACGUCAUGACCAAGUGUGAGGUGCAAAAAUGCACCUGCAAAGGCUGAGUAUCCAGCAAGAAUACACAUCAAACCUGGAGGCUUUUACGCAGGCAGCACUAAUUUUAUUUUUGGGAGUCGCAAUCAUCACAUCUAAUGCACUUAUUAUAGCGACGAUAAUUAAUUUCCGAGGUCCAACAGAAGUGAUCAACUGUUAUCUGCUGUCGCUCGCUUGCGUCGAUUUACUAUGUGGAUUGGUGAUAGUGCCGUUAUCAGUUUAUCCGGCUCUAACUGGUAACUGGCUCUAUGGCGAUUUAGUAUGCAGAUUUGUUGGAUAUCUCGAAGUGACCUUAUGGUCAAUAACGGUAUACACAUUUAUGUGGAUAUCAGUUGAUCGUUAUCUCGCUGUACGGAAGCCGUUACGUUAUGAAACAGUUCAAACGAAAACACGAUGUCAAUGUUGGAUGGUAUUCACAUGGAUUUCAUCGAUGAUGUUAUGCUGUCCACCAUUGCUCGGCUAUAGUAAACCCAUUUUCGAUGAAGAAGCCUACAUUUGUAAACUUGACUGGGGAAAUAUGGCGGCGUACAGUGCAACAUUGGCCAUCCUUGUGCUGGGACCCAGUGUUAUAUCAAUCGUUCAUAAUUAUGGUUACAUAUUCAUUAUGAUGCGACGUUUAAAAUCUGGCGCUCCGAUACAUGACAAAGAAUAUGCAACUGCAUUGGCCGAAAAUUUAGCAAAUCCAAGUCAUUUAAUGUCAUUUGCGUUGGUAUUCUCAUUUUGGGUAUCCUGGGCACCGUUCAUCAUCGUUCGUCUGUACGAGCUCAUAUUUGACACACUGAUCGAUAUUCCAAUGUUGCACUUUGCCAUUGUUUGGCUCGGCGUAAUGAAUUCGUUCUGGAAAAUUCUAAUUAUGAUGAGCAUGUCGCCGCAAUUUCGUCUACAUUUACGUGUAUUUUGCCUAACAAUUUGUUGUAAGACGAAGGGACGACUGCAGGCUGAGCUAAUUGGACUCGAUCCGGAUGACUAAUUGUUGCUAAACACACAAUGUACGUAUGCGUUUGCCUGAAUAAAAAAUCAUUUCGAACAAUUUACCGAAGCGAAAAAAAAAAACAAAAAAAAACAACAACAACAACAAAAUACACAAACAAAAGACGUAAACUAAAAUCGAAACCAAUUAUGCAACAUAUUAUAUAUAUGUUGAGAAUAACACAUCAAUAAAACCAAAAAGAAAAACGAAGAAAAUGAAAGAGAACGAACAAAAGGCUCGAACACGGUAUCAAAAGCAAAUGAGCGGUUAAAUGAAAUUUCGACCAUAUGCAUAAACAAAUGCAUUGCUUUGAAACGAAAAGAAUAAAGAGAAAAUGAACUGUCGUACACAAAUAGGCCAGCUGGUCAAACACUUUUCACAGAAAAUUGUUUUCUCUUCAGUCACAAAGAGCACGAGAGACGCCGGCUCGGAUAUACAAAAACAAACCAACAAAAUAACAUGUCAUAUAGCAAAAUGAUUAAGGCUAGUAUUAAUUUAGUGUUUUAUUUUUGUGUUUUCACUUUUUGGUUUUUGUGUAUGUAAUCAAUCAAGCAUUUUUGACUGAAUCUUUCGAAUUAGAAUAUAUUUUUAGGCUUUGCGAUUAAAUGAAGCUAAGUUAAAUACAUAUUCUAAAUGAUAUUUAAAAUUAAAAAAAAAAAUCGAUUAUACAUAUAAUUAAAUGUUGUUGCAGAAACAGAACAAACAAACAAAAAAAUUACUAUAUUAUAUCAAUGAAAUGCUAUUGAUUUCUAUAGCGAAACAGCAAAAUACAGGAAUAGUUGUCUAAUUGUGACGUGUAUGUAGUACGAUAAAAGUUCUAAUAAACGUUUCAAACUUCAAUUCUACUAUUUGCUGUUCGAUUUAUUUUUUGUUUAUGUCACAUCACGCACUUCGGCAUCGUAUUUAAAAUAUACAUGAAAAUAAAAUCACAUACAAACACAAGACUCAAACAACAAUUUGCAAACAAAACAUAAAGCUUCACACACCCAACAACGAACAAAUUGUUUGCAAAACGUAAAUAAGAUCAAUAAAAAUGUAGCCAUCGCAAAAUGUAUCUAUAACGGAAUCGGUUAAAUGUACAUGAUAAGAAUGUGCGAUUAAUUUCAAUUCAGUUAACCAAAACUCAAAACAAAACACACACUUUUCGUUUACAUUUUAUGUUUGUGUUUGUUUAUUUUGUCGCUUUCUGAUUAUGUUAAUAAAAGACUGACACCGAUGCAAACUAAUUAGGAUGUAAUUAAAUCUAAAAUGAACAAUGAGAGUAAUCGAAACGUAAACUCAGACACAAAAAAUAGCUAUGCCGAAAAAUGAUACAGAUUAACGUUGAACAGCGUGGUUCGUAUACACAUUUAACAACCAACGGACUGUUUCGUCUCGAAAAAAGAAAAAAGAUUUAAAAGUUUAAAAGAUCUCUAUUGAACUCCAUUAUUUACAUCAAUUUAUGCUCAAAAUUUAAAGUUCUAGUGGAUCCGACGAUUAUUUUCUUACUUUUAAACUUAAAACCAAAUAACAACACGAAAACGGCCAAUUACAGAAAAGCUGGGCAGAUUUCAAGCAACACAUUGAUACCGAUUUCAAAAGUACAAUUUCAGAAAACUUAUUAAGGCAGAAAAAUCGUCGGUAUAUACAAACUUUGUCACAUACUUUUCCUCGUUCCGUUUCUUUUUUCGCUUCAUCGAAAUCUCUAGAUAGUUUGCUAUGCUGAAUGCUUAAUGCAAACAAAUUCACUUCAUUCUUUCUAUCUGGUGUCUCUUUUUUUUCACUCGGCACAAACUUUUUUCUUUCACUUAUAUUGCCCGAAUUUUAAAAACCAUUCUAAGAGUAUGUGAAUCUGGGCAAAUAUUCAGUUCAGUUGGCUUUUAUCGACAUCGUCUUCUUCUUCUUCUUCUUCUUCAUUUCUCUCCAGUUUUUAGUAUCUUUCGUCGAAUUGGAAUGCAAACAGUGGCUUCAAGAAGAUAGACUAUAGUAUGCCUCAAACAUAGUACCAAAGAGACACACACAGCCAUUUACGGAUAAAAAAGAGACUAACUGCAGUAAAAUGAGCGUAAACGAAUUGAAAUCAAUUUGAAUUUCAAAUACUAUUGAAUGAGCUCGUUUUAUUGGGACUGAAUAAUUUUUCGAAAUGGUUGGACCGAGAGACAGGGAGAUGAUGAAAAGAGAUAUGAACAGAGCUUGCGAAAUUCGAAAAUUACUUGCGUGUAUUUUUUUCGUCAAUAGCAACAUUAUAAUAUUAAUAAUACAAAUAAUGUAUCCCGAUGAAAACUUAUAAUAAAAAACGAAACAUCGACCCAACAAAAUGAAGAGAAGAAGAACAAAUCUUAUUGAAUAAAAACAAAACACUAUGAGAAUUACAAACAAUGAAUUUCACUUGAAAAUGUGUAAUCUUAAAUAAAAAAUUAAAUUAAAUUAUGUAAAAGAAAACCUCCAUCAAGAGUGAGAUAGUAGUCAAUAAAAAAAAAUCUAAUCCUAACAACAACAAAAAAACAAACAUACAUUAAAACACAUUAAGAACAAUUUAAGAGAUCCAACGAAAACAGCUGACAAAAACCACGACGUUAUAUUUAAAUAAAACAAACCAACAGCAUUUAUAAUUUUGUGAAGCGCAAAAUCACAAAAUUAAUACGCAAAAUUGAACGAAAACUUAUGCACACACUACUAUAUAUUAAUUAUAAUUAUUGCAUUUGGUGAAGUAUUGAUCUUACUGGCGGGUGUUAUAUCAUUGAAAUGGAACAUAUGACAGACAUUCGAAUUUAUCGUAAAUCGUUGGUAUUACUUAUUAUUUUGCAUAUUUGGUGGUUAUUGGCGUGAGAAUGAUUCGUGCAAGGCAUUCUUUGAUUACAAUUCAGAAUAAUUUUCUGACACUCGAAUACGAUCUUGAAUAAGUUGGAAAGAUUGAACUUAUCCCAAGUUCAAAUUGAUAAUUCCGAAUUGUGAGUUGUAUCAAUGAAUCAUGACACUGGAGAACAUUGUUGAAUAUUCAGUCGCUUAACACAGGGCCACAUCUAGUUCGGAAGCUUUGAUUUUUUUUUGAUCCGGGGCGAUUUUAAUUUAACUGGAAUUCCCAAUAUUUCUUAUAUGGAAAGAUAUGGAAAAGAGUUUGAAAUUGUUGAAAAAUAUAUUCAGACGUCGAGAAGAUCAUAUACAUGUAUUUUUGUAUGAAAAAUAUUCCGAAUUCCAAUUGCAUUUUCGAAUAAUUUUUCGAAAUUUACAAUCUCGAAUUGUUUGUCUCGCGUGGAGCUAGAAUUUAUAACAAAAUUAAUUAUGCAUUGUACUGAUUUUAAAGUAAAACCAAUUGUAUAAGUUUUACACAAUAAUGCAUUUAGCAUAACAACAACAACAACAAAAAAUAAACAAAUAUUUGUAAUAGUUCUUUUUUAUUCAUUAUCGUGACAAGCAAAAGCCAAAAGACUUAAAAAAAGGAAAUCAUUUAUUGUGCUACUUUAAAUUACAAAUGGACAAAAUACCAAUUUAAAACCAAAUGAAAUUAGUAAUUAAAAAAACACACACACACAUUAAAAAUAUAGGUAGAGUCGACAUGACAAAAAGCAACAACUGUUAAGUUAAGUGCGACCAGUGAGUCACGCAUCACAAAUUAUAAGGGGCUUCUACAUAUUGCACACUAUUUUUUUUUAUUUUCACUUGUGUUCAUUUUCAUUUUAAAAUUCAACAACAGUCCAUAGAUGUACACUUACCUAGUUAAAUGAAUCUUUAAUAAUUACAAAACGAUAAGUGCACGCACUUCAAAGCUUCAAAAAAAGCUUCAGUGAUUUAAUUUUUAGUUUUUAUUAUUUGAAAUUUUUCCGAUUACAUACUGGUUUUCUCACGAAUAUCCCCUUGUAUGUUGUGAAACUUUUCGCGAAAUCACCAAUUACGCCAUAUUUAUAUCGAAUUCGGAGAAAAAAACGGCGCUCAAUUCUAUAAAUUGAAAAAAAUAAAAUAAAAUUUGAAAAACGAUACGUGACAUAAGAGAAGAAGCAACCAAUCAUUGUCGUAAUGCGAAUAAAUUAAAACAAUUAGAAAUGGCAUUCUGAAUAGAAAUUCAGAAAUGAGAGUACAUAAAAAGGAACUUUAAAGUAUUGCUGAGCGUUGAAAAUAAGGGAGAGACGAUUGACAAUCACGGACAUGACUAUAAUGGUGGCAGGGUUCUGCUAGUUAAAAACUUAAAUGACGUAACCACAAUGAAUUCAAUGCGUCAAUUUCAAGGCAUUUUAAUUGAGUGUAUGUUGAUUAUUGUUACGCUUGAUUGGCAUAUUUUAUGUAUAUUUUUUGUUCAUGGGCGCCUCAAUUUUCUGUUCCUAUGCAAAUGGGAAUAGGAAACACACAUGUUCUAUGUUCAAGAUCUUUUACGUAAAAUUGCAAUAAAUUAGAAGAAAGCGAAAACAAAGCGUACAUUGGUUAUAUUAUACCUCGAACACGCAACCGUAUUUAUUCUUCAAUUUUUCAUUGAUGUAUGAGAAGGCUUUUUUUACCAAACAUCAUAUUCAAUAUAUACGAAUUCAAUAGAAGAAAAAAACUAUCGAUUUUAUUUUCUCUGCGAUUUGUUGUUCUUUUUUUUGUACCUAUUAAUACGCCGACAUGAUGAUGUAGCUCUUCACCAUUUACAUCAACACAAUAGUUACCAUACAUCAAAAACACAUUCAAUUUUACGUGAAGAUGAGAAUUUCAAAAAAAUGGUUCGAUGUGAGAAUUGAAUUUCAAAAGUGUAAAUCAGAAUUAUUAGAACAAAUUACUUCAAUAACAUUGGCCAGAAAUGUGGCGUUUUAGGCAUAAAAACCAGUUUACUUGAAAUAUAGCACACUAUGCUUAGAUGGUGAAAUAAUAAUAAAUUAUAUAUGAUUGAGAAGAAUUUACCACCAAUAAUUUUGAAUGUAGUCGUGGAUUAUAUUUUCAUGGUCAAUUACACCAGAGAGAAAGAGAGAGUAUAUAUGAAAAUUCACGAUUACUUUCAUAGGUCAAUGAAAUUCUCUGGCGCCAAAUAGGUGUGUUAUAAAAAUGCGUGUGCAUGUAAAUGAAUCUGCUUGUGUUUUUUUAUUCCUUAUUAUGCUCAAGUAUCUCCUAUUUAUUUUUAUUUUUGCACAUGAAUGCUUUCUUUUGAUUUUCUUGCAAAAAAAAAUAUAUGCAGGAACGAUGGUAUUUACUUUCUUUCAUUCUUCAUUCCGCUUGGAAACGCUAAUUAGUCACGACUUAUGAUGUUUAUUUGCAUUCCAUUUGAAGAAAAAUCAACGUAAAUACUAUUCGAAACACAUCACUGAUACAAAACAAAUAAUUAAGUCUGCUUCUGCAUGUAAAUAAGCAGGGUGAAUUACACAAUGAACGCAAAAUAUACAAUAAAAAGACAUAAUUUUAUGAACAUAGGAUAAAAAAAUGCGUGUCAAUAAUUAAAUUGUAUAAUUAUGUGAAGUUUCCACAGGGCCUACAAUGGUGUUUCUCAUAUGUGAAAAAUAGAAAAGUGAAAAAAAUUCCCUCUCAAUUGAUGACAUUCGACAAAAUGAAGCAAGUGACUUCUUGAAGUGAAAAAAAAAAUGAAUGUGGUCUGAAUAUCGCUUUGUCGAACUGCCAUCAAUUGAAACAGCAUUUUCCAUACGUUUGAAAACGAUACACGGCACUUUUCGGUUUCCUGAUAUGAGAAACACCCUAACCUACACACACAAAUCAUAAAUCCAACAUCACAACAUAAUGUUUCGCUAUGAUGAACCAUUCGCAAUAUGGUUAUUAUAAAUAUUUCGAUUUCAUUUUGGUUCAGUCUAAAAUCGAUAUAAUUCAAAUCUUCACUCAUUUCAGUAUUUCUUGAUUGAUUGAGAAAUACGGAAAACAUAUUUAAUGUAGAACAAAUAAACGAAGAGAAUAAGAAAAAAAUUAAAAUAAAUAAAAAAAAUUAUAACUUUUCUAAGAGUAAGGUAGUUUUUAGAUUUGAAUGUGAUGAUGAUGAUUUCGAUUAUAAGUGAACAUUUAAAAAAAACAAUGUGUAUCAAUUUCAAACACUAUAAUUCUAUUUUUCCAUGAUAAUCAAUCGAAUGUUCAAACAUUUAUCAACCGAAUGCAAUAAAUAGUAUCAAUUUUGGUGUUCAAAUGGAAUCUCUAAUAUGAUAAAUUUUUUUCUCGAGAAAAUUCUUCGUUUUAUCACUAACAAAACAAAACAAAAAAAAAAAUUCAAAUGAUUAUAAAUGAUAGUGAGAAAAUUACAAAAAAUUAAACUAACAAGUCAUUGCAUUAUCUAUUUUCAACUAAACUUAUGCAGUAAAGAUUGUUCAAAUUGAUUUUGUUAUGAACGUCAUCGGUGACAAGACAGGAACCGAAUUCUUCGUGUGAAAUCAGAACAUUCAACAAUCAGCCGUCACAUUUGAUGCACAUAAUUGAAAUCAAUAUUGCAACAAAGCAACAACAACAAAAUUUAUUCGCUAAUUUAUAUCAAUGUAUUACUAUCUAAAGUAUUUUUAAACACACACACUCACACAAUGUUUAAUGUCUAUUUACUACUUGUACGCUCGCAUUCGCCUAACUGUUAGUUUAAACUACAAAAACAACAACAACAUAUAUAAAGUGACGUCGGUGUUAUACAUGUAAAUGACUAAUUUCGCGUAGAACUUAAUUUAUAUCUUUUUAAUGGAUAAAAACAAACGACUACAUCUAAUGCUUCGAUCGGUUUUAAACACUCUCAACUUUUAACUUCUACUUAAAAAAAAAAUUAAGGAAAAUGAAAACAAACACACAUACAAUGAACUUAUUGAUAAAACCAGUCAAAUCAACAGCGAUACACAGAGAGGUAGAGAGAUGGAGGGAGAGAGAGAGAGAGAGAGAGCGAGGAAGGGAAGAAGACAUAGAAACUGCUGCAUUGAUGAUUUAAUGCUAUAUGAAUGCAAUAAGCACAUUUUUAUUAACAUCAUCAUACUAUGUAAGACAAAAAAAAAAAAACAGUGAAAAUGAGAAUCAAUCACAGAACACGACGUAAGAUCUGUGAUAAGAAUAAUAUAUAUAUGUGUAUUAUGAGAAUUAUUAUUAUAUAUUAUUCAAAGUAAACACCAACAAACAAUUUAGAUAUAUAACAAUUAUGAAUCUUUAAUUUUUAAGUUGCAAAAUUGUUAAGCAACCACAUAGGAAUAACUCAGUCGUAUCUACAAUAGGGUGUUGCACAUACCUGUGACGAUAAAAAAAAAAUGUGCUUAGUAUCAAAUUAAAGUUAUAAAAAAUUCAAUUUAAAUACGAAGUGGUUGCAUUCAAACAGCGAUGAAUACUAAGACUUUCC